AGUUUACGAUCAUUAGAAGGAGUAUGUUACUUGUCUUCCCCCGUUACAGGGAAACGAGUUGCUACGACGCCGUUCUGUGUUUUCUCCCUCCGCGGUCAAGCCAAGCGUAGCGGUGUUGUUUUUUCGGUUCAGAAUCGGAAAUCAGAAAUUGGAAGCGGAAGAAGAAUAGUAUCGCUCACGCAAUAGGGAAGGGAAGAUGAGUAGGAACGAUUCCAAGUACUUCUCCACCACCAAGAAGGGUGAAAUCCCUGAGCUCAAGGAAGAGCUCAAUUCUCAGUACAAGGACAAAAGAAAAGAUGCUGUCAAAAAAGUUAUUGCAGCAAUGACUGUUGGGAAGGAUGUCUCGUCAUUGUUCACAGACGUAGUGAAUUGCAUGCAAACAGAAAAUUUGGAGCUCAAAAAGUUAGUGUACUUAUAUCUGAUAAAUUAUGCAAAGAGCCAGCCUGACCUAGCAAUACUUGCUGUGAAUACAUUUGUUAAGGAUUCACAAGAUCCAAAUCCUUUGAUCCGCGCCUUAGCUGUACGUACAAUGGGCUGCAUUCGUGUUGAUAAAAUUACUGAAUAUCUGUGCGAUCCCCUUCAAAGAUGCCUGAAGGAUGACGAUCCAUAUGUUCGUAAGACAGCAGCUAUUUGUGUUGCCAAACUUUAUGAUAUAAACGCAGAGUUAGUUGAGGACAGGGGUUUUUUGGAGUCUCUGAAGGAUUUGAUAUCUGAUAAUAAUCCAAUGGUUGUUGCUAACGCUGUUGCAGCACUUGCUGAAAUUCAGGAAAACAAUAGUAGACCUAUUUUUGAGAUCUCGAGUCACACUCUGUCAAAGCUCCUCACAGCUUUAAAUGAAUGUACAGAAUGGGGUCAAGUUUUCAUAUUAGAUGCUCUUUCUAGAUACAAGGCAGCUGAUGCUCGUGAAGCUGAGAAUAUAGUGGAAAGAGUUACUCCUCGCUUACAGCAUGCCAAUUGUGCAGUUGUUCUGUCUGCUGUUAAGAUGAUCCUUCUGCAAAUGGAGCUUAUCACCAGUACUGAUGUGGUUCGGAAUCUGUGCAAAAAAAUGGCCCCUCCUCUUGUGACAUUACUCUCUGCAGAACCUGAGAUACAAUAUGUAGCACUGCGAAAUAUCAAUCUUAUAGUACAAAGAAGACCGACAAUUCUUGCUCAUGAAAUUAAGGUUUUUUUCUGCAAGUACAAUGAUCCCAUCUAUGUAAAAAUGGAAAAGUUAGAGAUUAUGAUCAAACUUGCUUCAGACCGAAAUAUAGACCAGGUUUUGUUAGAAUUUAAGGAGUAUGCUACUGAAGUUGAUGUGGAUUUUGUAAGAAAGGCUGUUCGAGCAAUUGGUCGCUGUGCUAUCAAAUUGGAGAGAGCUGCUGAAAGAUGCAUUAGUGUUUUGCUUGAGUUGAUCAAGAUAAAAGUAAAUUACGUGGUUCAAGAGGCAAUCAUUGUUAUCAAAGAUAUAUUUAGAAGAUAUCCCAACACAUAUGAGUCCAUAAUUGCAACACUUUGCGAGAGCUUAGACACCUUGGAUGAGCCAGAAGCAAAGGCAUCAAUGAUCUGGAUAAUUGGUGAAUAUGCGGAAAGAAUUGACAACGCAGAUGAACUUCUUGAAAGUUUCUUGGAAAGUUUCCCGGAAGAACCUGCACAGGUCCAACUACAGUUGCUGACUGCUACUGUCAAACUUUUCUUGAAGAAGCCUACUGAGGGCCCCCAACAGAUGAUUCAGGUUGUUUUGAACAAUGCCACUGUGGAGACAGAUAAUCCUGAUUUGCGAGAUCGUGCAUACAUAUAUUGGCGUCUCCUUUCUACUGAUCCUGAGGCUGCUAAGGAUGUUGUGUUAGCUGAGAAGCCUGUGAUAACUGAUGAUUCAAAUCAACUUGAGCCUUCUCUACUUGAUGAGCUUCUUGCUAACAUUGCUACACUAUCCUCUGUUUACCACAAGCCUCCAGAUGUUUUUGUAACUCGUGUACUCUCUUCAGCUCAGAGAACAGAAGACGAAGACUAUGUUGAGGGAAGUGAAACAGGGUUUUCUGAUGCAAAUCCUGCUAAUGGUCCUGCAUCACCACCUACUGGCAGGCAAUUAGCACCUGCAUCUGCAACAGGUGCACCAGCCACACCUCCAUCUGUUGCACCUCUGCCAGAUUUACUUGGCGAUUUGAUGGGCAUGGAUAAUUCUAUUGUUCCUGUUGAUCAGCCAGCUACUCCUUCUGGGCCUCCACUACAUAUUUUACUGCCUGCUUCAACUGGUCAGGGGUUACAAAUUAGUGCACAGCUGACUAGACAAGAUGGUCAAAUAUUUUAUAGUUUGUUGUUUGAGAACAACAGUCAGGUUACUCUUGAUGGCUUCAUGAUUCAAUUUAACAAGAACACAUUUGGUCUUGCAGCUGCUGGACCCCUGCAGGUUCCACAGCUGCAACCUGGAACGUCAGCUAGGACACACCUCCCUAUGGUUACAUUCCAGAACAUGUUGCAAGGUCCUCCUAGCUCACUUUUACAGGUUGCUGUAAAAAACAAUCAACAACCUGUGUGGUAUUUCAAUGAUAAAUUCUCGUUACAUGUAUUCUUUACCGAGGAUGGUAGAAUGGAACGUUCCAGUUUUCUAGAGACAUGGAGGUCCCUUCCUGAUUCAAACGAGGUUUCCAAGGACUUCCCAGCCAUUGUGAUUGGCAGUGCAGACGCAACUCUGGAACGACUGGCUGCAUCAAACAUGUUCUUUAUUGCAAAGCGCAAGAAUGCUAACCAGGACGUGUUUUACUUCUCAGCUAAACUCCCUAGAGGUGUACCAUUCUUAAUUGAACUUACCACAGUGAUUGGAAACCCUGGCGUCAAAUGUGCAAUCAAGUCUCCUAGCCCUGAAAUGUCAGCACUUUUCUUCGAAGCCAUUGAGACUCUUCUCAUGGGUUAAUGGGUUUUAAAUUUUGCCUUUUCUUUUAGUUUUGUUUAUAUAUUGUAUUUUGUUAGCAUAUUUGAUAUACAGGUGUGGUAUAUCGUAUCUGGAAAGAAAAAUUCCACCGACUCUUUUUGUCGUCCUGGCUGUAUUUUACUACUGCCAUUUUUGCCGUAAUUAGCACCAUGGAUGCAGUUGUGCUCUUUGGACCGCUUUUAUUCUUCAACAGGUUGUAGUAUUGCGUUCUUUGUAAAGUGAUUAAAUUUCUGAUGCUUUUA
Vigna umbellata (rice bean) is the source of this 3150-nucleotide messenger RNA. Its product is annotated as beta-adaptin-like protein C. Gene Ontology annotation, molecular function: clathrin binding. Gene Ontology annotation, biological process: vesicle-mediated transport; intracellular protein transport. The record is from RefSeq and is a predicted model, not a curated record. Gene Ontology annotation, cellular component: clathrin adaptor complex; membrane coat. NCBI's taxonomy places the organism in Eukaryota, Viridiplantae, Streptophyta, Magnoliopsida, Fabales, Fabaceae.